AUGGAGGCGACGCAGCUCUCUCGGGGCGAGGUCAAGCGGCGGCUGGUGCGCGUGUGCAGGGAGCUGGAGGCGCUCGUGGCCGGCAGCUACGGCCCGCUGGGCAGGGCGCAGCUCGUGCAGGCCAACGCGCAGUGCCCCGACGCGCUCACCGCCACGUCCGUGGCCGAGCGGUACUUCGCCAGCGUCGACAUUGGGGACUGUCCGAUCGCCAACGCAUACUUCCACAUACUCAAGAGCAAGAUCCGAAACCACGCCGAUGGAGGGCUCUUCUUCGCGGGUUUGAGUCUGCAAUUGGUGCUCGACUGGAUUCUUGAGUAUCUCGACGACGAGCGUUGUCCUGUGCGCGUAGCGGUGACUUGGAGCUCGGAGACUGCGCUUUCCGCAGUAAUUCGCGGUAUCGUUUCGUCCAAGUCCACGACGGGACUGGAUGAGGCCACCACAGACGCGGCGGUAAUUCCACUUAUCAUCCAGGCGUUCGUGGGCGUUUUCACUUUUGUUGUCGAAAAUCCUGGUGAAUCUGUUCCGGUGCAGCUCCUCUUUGCCUCCGGUCAAAAGUCAAUCGCGAAGUCUCAGCUGUGGAAGCAAACGGUUCUUCUUGAUCUCCCAUGGCCGUCUCGAGGGAGGCGCGGAAACGCCAAACGCAGCUCGUUGUCUCCACCCAUUUGCGACGCACGGGUUGCUUUGUUCAACAUCACUAUCGAGCCUCUAGCAGAGUUCGACGAGGAAGAUACCAGCACAAGCAGGAGCCAUUCGGGCUCGUUGAAUAACUUUCGACUCAAAGCGCUUCGACAAGUUGGCGACAGACUGGAGCGGCUCGGCGCCACUGCGGUGCUCUCGCAGAAAAUCAUUCCGAAGUAUCUGCAAACAUACUUGGCUGCCAAGGGUAUCUUCACACUCGAUCGACUGUCCGCGACGUACAUCCGAGGCGUGCAAAUGCUGAGUGGGGCCACGAUUCUCAGCGACUGGAGAAUCGAUGACAGCAUUAUCAGCAGCGCUCUCGGAUUUCUAUCCCUCGUCACGACGCAAACCAUCGGAAGCAAACAGUACAUUCGACUUCACCGAGAGUUUCCAGCGAGUCCGGCGUCAUCCUCCUCGAACGGCGUAAAUGGGCACCCAGUGACAACCAUCGCAAUUGCCGCGCCGGACCGCUUCGCGUACGAUGAGCUUUCCCACGUGAUUACCACAUCUCUCAAAACGCUGGCAGGUUUGAUCGACAAUCCUUACGUGGUGGCUGGCGGUGGGUGUUUGGAGAUCCACCUUGCCGCUUUGCUGCGGCAGCGAGCGGGGCAGCUACGGACUCCGCCAGGCGCCAAGAUCGAUAAGCAAACAGCACGAAUGCUGCACCAGUUGUGUCAGACCGUCACCACUUUUGCCGGUUGUCUCGAGAAUGUGGCUGGACUUUUAUGCGGGAGCCAUGCCACUGCAACUGACCGCGCAGCCAUGAUCGAGCAGGUCUCCGAGUCAAACCACGAAUCGCUCGACGACGAGAAAAUAAUUGUAGAUGCCCGCAUCCUAGACGUCUUGGAAGCCAAGAAAGAUGCCAUCGUGCUCGCCAUCGAAAGUGUGUCCUCACUAGCCCGCAUCGCAUCGGUCGUCCAAGUCCCUUAG
This is a messenger RNA of Phytophthora sojae, 1608 nucleotides long. RefSeq lists its product as hypothetical. Gene Ontology annotation, cellular component: cytoplasm; kinociliary basal body; nucleus. Gene Ontology annotation, biological process: developmental process; protein folding; chaperone-mediated protein complex assembly. Gene Ontology annotation, molecular function: ATP binding. The transcript is spliced from 6 exons. Bases 1 to 1608 code for a protein of 535 amino acids. NCBI's taxonomy places the organism in Eukaryota, Oomycota, Peronosporomycetes, Peronosporales, Peronosporaceae. The record is from RefSeq and is a predicted model, not a curated record.